AUGCUUAUAUUAAUCAUCAUUGUAUUAUAUUGUCUAUCGUUUGCUCAAGAAUAUAAAACUGAUAAUGAACCAGCACAAGAUUAUAAGAAAAUAGUACAAUUUUCUAAUUUGGCUGCAGUUGCCUAUUGUGUGGGUAGAGGGUUAUCUAAAGGACGGUUAGGAGAUAAAGGUUCAGGUUGUCAUUUAUCUGCUUGUAAGAAUGACAUUCUUAAAGAUGUUGAAAUUGUGAAAAUAUUUGAUUUUAGUACACUUAAUGAAGUUGGUACAGGAUAUUAUGCUUUAGAUAAGAAAAGAAAAACCAUAAUAUUAGUAUUUAGAGGAUCAGUUUCAAGACGUGAUUGGGCCACUGAUAUUGAUUUCAUCCCUACUAAAUACAGACCCAUUGUUCAAGAUGAUAACUUUGAAUGUGAAGUAUUUAUUCAACAAGAAUGUAUUAAUUGUAAAGUUCAUCGAGGAUUUUAUAAUUUUUUAAAAGAUAAUUCCGGUGCAAUUAUAAGUCUUGGAAUCAAAUUUAAAAAAAUUUAUCCGGAUUAUCAAUUUUUAAUUAUUGGUCAUUCAUUAGGAGCAGCUUUCACUACUUUAAGUGGGAUUGAAUUUCAAUUAUUAGGUUAUGAUCCAUUAGUUGUCACUUAUGGUGGACCAAAAGUUGGAAAUCAAGAAUUUGCCGAUUUCACCGAUAGAUUAUUUGAUACAGAAGAAGUUGCGAAUUGUAUUACAAUGAAGAAUGAUUUUUCACGAGGAUUUAUUAGAGUGGUUCAUAAACAUGAUAUAAUACCUUUCUUGCCACCAAUGUUUACUCAUGCAGGAUAUGAAUAUUUCAUUGAUAAAAAACAAUUACCUCAUGAAGAAUGUGAUAUAGAUAGGCGAGGGAUGGAGUAUUCUGGAUUGUUGUGGAAAAGAAGUUCAGGAAUACGACCAUCGACGUUUUGGCCCGAUAGUUUGGGGAAAUACGAACAUACACAUUAUUUUAGAAGAAUCACAAGUUGUAGAGAUGAAGAUUAG
This is a messenger RNA of Candida albicans SC5314, 1002 nucleotides long. Its product is annotated as putative lipase. Bases 1 to 1002 code for a protein of 333 amino acids. The transcript has a single exon. The record is from RefSeq and is a predicted model, not a curated record. NCBI's taxonomy places the organism in Eukaryota, Fungi, Ascomycota, Pichiomycetes, Serinales, Debaryomycetaceae. Gene Ontology annotation, biological process: lipid metabolic process.